This is a messenger RNA of Xenopus laevis (African clawed frog), 1731 nucleotides long. It is a transcript of the gene rbm45.L, whose product is annotated as RNA binding motif protein 45 L homeolog. NCBI's taxonomy places the organism in Eukaryota, Metazoa, Chordata, Amphibia, Anura, Pipidae. The coding region runs from base 141 to 1565 and encodes 474 amino acids. The record is from RefSeq and is a predicted model, not a curated record. The transcript has 10 exons.
GCAGGGGGCGCUAAUAAGGAACAGCCAAUGGACAUUCUGAGUAUCGCUGGGCUUGUGGCGUUGCCGGAAGCUGUGUAAGUAAACACUCGUAUUCCAAUUGGAGCGCAAACACUUCUCUUGUUAUCGCUAUUUGGUCAGUCAUGGAAGACAGCAGCGGAUUCCGCCCCUCGGUGGGCAAUUUGGACGACCCCCCGAACAGCAGGGUAUUCUUGGUGGUCAGCAAAUAUGCGACAGAGGACUUGAUCAGGGAAAGGUUCUCCGAUUUCGGCGAAAUCCAGGACAUUUGGGUGGUCAAAGACAAGCAGACAAAGGAGUCUAAAGGGAUCGCGUUUGUCAAGUACUCCAAGUCUUCGCAGGCUUGUAGGGCAAUGGAAGAGAUGCACGGCCGGUGCCUUAGUGAGAGCACCAAACCCAUAAAGGUGUUCAUUGCACAGUCAAGAGGUUCUUCAAAUCACAGAGAUGUUGAAGAUGAAGAGCUAACAAGAAUUUUUGUAAUGAUUCCAAAGUCAUACACGGAAGAAGAUGUAAAGCAAAAAUUUAAGGAAUAUGGACACAUCGAGUAUUGCUUAAUUAUUAAAAAUAAGAGUACCGGUGAAAGUAAGGGUUUGGCAUAUGUGAGAUUCCUGAAGCCCUCUCAGGCUGCUUUGGCUAUCGAAAACUGUGACAGAAGCUUUAAGGCAAUUUUGGCUGAGCCUAAGAACAAAGGUGGAAGUGGUGGAGGUGUCACAGAGAACGACUACCACAGCAGCGCAAGGCAAGAAGCAUUGAUACAGCAUGACCACACUGCUGCUGCCACUGUGUUUUCUUAUGAGUAUGAUUAUUCAUCUUACGACAAAAAUGCAGAUGCCAGAACACAGGAGACCAUAUCCAAGAGGCUCAUCGUUGUUUCAAGACUUCCAAUGAUUCAGGAGCAAGUGCACAAUUUAUUUGAUCUGAUUCCUGGUCUUGAAUAUUGUGAGGUCCAGCGAGAUCCAUAUAACAGCUUUGGCCAUGCUAUUGUGCAAUACCAGAACAUAUCAUCUGCUAUAUAUGCCAAGUACAAGCUGCAUGGCUUUGAGUAUCCUCCUGGAAAUCGUCUUGGAGUCACUUACUUAAAUGAUGGUGGAGAUGGCUCUGAACUUCUUCGAAAAAUGGCUUCACAGAUGGUGGCUGCUCAGGUCAGUUCAAUGGUAUGGGGCUCUUCGCAGCAUUAUCCUACAGCACCGCCUUUUGAACGAGCAUAUGGCUCCCCUGUUACAUCUCAGCUCCAGACUGACGCUGCUCUUCCAUCAAUCAAAAAGAAAGCUCCAAGUGAUGCACAGUCAAAGGAAAGGCUAUUUAUUGUGUUCAACCCCCAUCCAUUACCUUUGGAUAUAAUGGAAGAUGCUUUCUGUCGUUUUGGAAAUCUUAUUGAAGUGUAUAUUGUACCGGGGAAAAAUGUUGGCUAUGCCAGAUAUGCUGAUGUCUCCAGUGCCAACGAUGCUAUUGCAGUUUUACAUGGGAAGAUGGUAAAUGGUGUAAAGCUGAAAGUGAUGCAGGCAGAUUCUCCCAGAGAUGAGUCCAACAAGAGACAGAGGACCUAUUGAACUUGUUUAUAUCAGAACAGAGACUAAGUUAUGACAUGACCCUCAGCUGACUGACAGAAACCUGACUGGAGACAGCUUUUAUGUAAUGAUUUAGUAAAAUGUGUGUUAAAAAAAAAUACCAGGAAGAAAAAGUAACGUGGUCUACAUUUAAGAAUCUUUUUUUUUU